CACCCUGGACUCCCAGCUCAGCCCACUCAGUGAUCAGGACUGAACACAGCUGCUCACCAUGGAGAGUGUGCUCAGCUGGGUGUUCCUGGUGGCUGUUUUCAAAGGUGUCCAGUGUGAGGUGCAGCUGGUGGAGUCUGGGGGAGGCCUGGUGCAGCCUGGGGGUUCCCUGCGACUCUCCUGUGCAGCCUCUGGAUUCACCUUCAGUGACUACUGGAUGAGCUGGGUCCGCCAGGCUCCAGGGAAGGGGCUGGAGUGGGUCGGAGAAAUUAACAAGAAUGGUGAUACAAUAAACUAUGCCAACUCUGUGAAGGGCCGAUUCACCAUCUCCAGAGACAACUCCAAGAACACACUGUACCUGCAAAUGAGCAGUCUGAGAGUCGAGGACACUGCCACCUAUUACUGUGCUAGAGACACAGUGAGGGGACCUCAGUCUGAGCCCAGACACAAACCUCCUGCAGGGAGCCCAGGUUGUGAAAAGGUGGUGGGUGUGGUGAAGGACUUCCCAGAUAUGAAGCAUCUGGACGUUUCUCUCAUGUGGACUCUGCUGCUGGAUGAAGCCUCUGGAUUCACCUUCAGUGACUACUGGAUGAGCUGGGUCCGCCAGGCUCCAGGGAAGGGGCUGGAGUGGAUCUCAUUCAUUAGUUAUAACAGUGGUACCAUAAACUAUGCCGACUCUGUGAAGGGCCGAUUCACCAUCUCCAGAGACAACUCCAAGAACACCCUGUACCUGCAAAUGAGCAGUCUGAGAGCUGAGGACACAGCCACCUAUUACUGUGCCAGAGACACAAUUCUCGAGGUCCCUCCUCUGCCAGACCCUCUGUGA
This is a messenger RNA of Marmota monax (woodchuck), 823 nucleotides long. RefSeq lists its product as uncharacterized. The coding region runs from base 59 to 823 and encodes 254 amino acids. Gene Ontology annotation, biological process: positive regulation of B cell activation; phagocytosis, recognition; phagocytosis, engulfment. Gene Ontology annotation, molecular function: antigen binding; immunoglobulin receptor binding. The record is from RefSeq and is a predicted model, not a curated record. Lineage: Eukaryota; Metazoa; Chordata; Mammalia; Rodentia; Sciuridae. Gene Ontology annotation, cellular component: immunoglobulin complex, circulating; blood microparticle; external side of plasma membrane. The transcript has 5 exons.